Messenger RNA from Corvus hawaiiensis (hawaiian crow), 7048 nucleotides. It is a transcript of the gene FGFR4, whose product is annotated as fibroblast growth factor receptor 4. Gene Ontology annotation, molecular function: fibroblast growth factor receptor activity; ATP binding; fibroblast growth factor binding. The record is from RefSeq and is a predicted model, not a curated record. Lineage: Eukaryota; Metazoa; Chordata; Aves; Passeriformes; Corvidae. The transcript is spliced from 17 exons. Gene Ontology annotation, biological process: protein phosphorylation; regulation of bile acid biosynthetic process; fibroblast growth factor receptor signaling pathway. The coding region runs from base 4121 to 6631 and encodes 836 amino acids. Gene Ontology annotation, cellular component: membrane; signaling receptor complex.
CACCUCCUCCCUGUCCCCACUCUGGGGGGCUGCCCAUCUUGCUGCUGGACUGCUCUCAGAGGGACACCAGCAUGCAUAGGCACUCCUGGGCAUGACAGGAGGGGACCUGGAGCCUGGCUGUGGGACCAGAGCCACCCACAUGGCCAGGAGGCUGAGGAUGGAGCGUGCCACUUGUACCCAGGUGUGCCCUGGUGUUGGUGUGCUGUUGGCCCAGCUCUGCUCCUCCCUGCCCUGGGCCAGGGCUCUGGCUGCCUCGCCAGGCUGAACUCCUUUGCCUUCUGGGCUGGCAGGCAUGGGACAGAGCACAGAGCCACCCACCAGCCACAUCCUCCACAGAAGAACCACAGUCCUCUCCCCAGGCCUCAGCCAGCUCUGUGGAGCCAGUUGCUCCUCCAGCAGCACACCCGGGGUCCCUGCCUCAGCUGGGGGGAGCGCAGCCCUGGCCACAGCCCCGACCACUGCCAUCCCUGUGGCCUCGCUGGCUCCAAUGAGUAAAUCAGGUGCAGAUGUGGAGUCAGGACCGGGUGCCUGCUUACAGUUAGGGGCUGGGAAGACUGGGGCGGCCCCGUUCCUGCCUUGCAGUUCCUUGCCAUGGCUGCUGCUUUACCGGGAUGAACCCCCAAUGUGUUGUGCAAGGGACAGGGCUGAUGAGCAAAGCUCCUGCUUGCUUGGCCUACUGAUGCCCAACUCAGCACAUGGUGUGUGCCGUGUCCCCACAGGGAGCAGCACAUGGUCUGGUCCCAUGCAACUCGUUCCCUGUACCAGCUGUAGCACUCCCCCACACAGCUGGGGCAGGAAGAGGUGGCGGGGCUGCAGCAGGGACAAGGCAUGACACUGCCCACUGUCCUGCCAGAUCAGCCUCGACUUGUAUGUUCCCCGCUCAGCCUUCACUGCCCCAAUCUGUGGAUGCUCCUGUGCCACGCUGGGGGCUUGGUGAAGCCUGGGCUCCUGGUGUCCCUGUCCUGCAGCCCCUGCACUGGGCCCCACAUUCUUGGCUCCCCAGAGGGAGCAGCAGGUUUAUGUUUGCCAAGUUCUGCCUGGUUAAACCUUAACUGAGCUGGGUUGCUCCAUCAGUCCCUCCCUGCCAGAGAUAAGGAUGGGCAGGCAAGACCAGGGCCUGGUGGGAUGUGCUGCCCCGAACCUGGCUGCUUGCCUCCAGGGCAGGACCCUAGCCCCUGCCUAGUCUGGGGCAGCUGCCUGCCCCUCCAGCUUGUCCCCUGCCUUCCUCAGUGGCUCCCUGCUGAUGUGAGGGCAGCAGGUUGUGGCUGGGGCUGAAAGCUACCAUGUUGAAGCCAGUGGGACUGGAUGGAGCUGGAAGCCCUUGUGCUGGGGCUCACCCCUUUGAUCCAGGACUGACCCACUCCCACAGUGUCAGAAGGUUCACAUCACCCCGGUUCAUGGCAUGAGCCUGCUCAGCCUCAGAUCCUAUGCACGUACAGGGUACAGUGAGCUGGGGCUUCUGUGCCCCGAACAAGAGCCGUUCAGGGCAGGCCAAGAGAAACUUCCAGGAGGAAAGAGCCCCCCAGGCUCCGGCCCCCACAGGAGCCACCGUGCCGCGCGGGCUCUGGCUGGCCACAGGUGCCACCGCAGCGGGAGUGGCGGCGAGUGCUGGGGCCAGGCACAAGGGGCGGCUGUGUUCCCGCAGCUCCGGCUGCCUUCCAAGAGCAAUAUUGCUGGCACCAGGCAGGCUCCCUGCACCGGCAGCACAUACAUGGGCCUUUCAUGAGGGGAGUGGGGAUGAUUUACUGCCUGGGGGAAGGAGCAGGGGCGGGAGGAUGGAGCCCCAGCAUGCCGGCGCCCGGCCCCUUGUGCAUGCUCGCUGCCGCAGGGCCCCGCACGUGUAAGCAAGGCCGAGUCUGGCCAGGGGGUCGUGUCCAAACGGGGCAUGGGGCAAGAGCAGGUCCGUCUGCUCCAUCUGUGGAGUUCUGGGAACGCACUUCAUCUCUGGACAUCCUGAUGUGUCUGAGCUAAGCAACCACGGAUCGCAUAUCCCUUGUGGUGCCACAGUGAUGGGAGCAGCCCAUGAGCUGGGGGAGACAGGGGCACCAGAGGAGGGUGCUGGGGUAGGGGUGCACCCACACCGCAGAGUGCUGUGCUGGCACAAUCCCCCCUUGUUGAGCUGCUGGCGUGGCAGAAGCCGUUGUGGUGCUGGCCGGCAGCGGGUGGCAGGCGGUGGGGCUGGGCUGCUGUGAAGGGCUUUUUGUUUGCCGUCAGUUGCUGUUAUAAAUCAAGCCAGGCAGCCCAGCCCCGGCCCAGCACUGCCCGACGGCAGGGAGGUGACCAGUUCCCAGCCGCCUACAGCAGAGCCCCACCAAACCCUGGCCUGUGCCCGGCAUUCCCCUGGCCAAUGGGGAUGUUCAGUGUGACACUGGGCGAGGUGCCUGCACUGAUUUGCUUGCCCUUCUUCCACUCAGCAUUGGGGAACCCUGGGAUACAGGGAAUCUUUCCAUGUUCAUCCCAGGCUGUGGAUCCCACAGGCUCCCCAGAGUCCAAGCUCUCCCUGGUGUUCCCAAUACUGGGAACAUCCCCUUCUCUCUGGUUUUAAUUUGGUUUUGGUUCGAAUUGAGCUGAACCCAACAUUUUUCUGUGCUUCCGGCAUGCUGUGAACUCUGCAGGGGCGGCUGCUGCUCCGUGAAAUUGAUGUUCUUGUCCGCUUCACGCAUCAGUAGGAAUGAACAGCUGCUGGGGGCUGCUGGCCCCGGGACUGCUGUGUGCACCCCUGCACCCCAAGGAGACACGAGCAUAGGGAGCAGCACGGAGUGGGAGAUUGUAGCACCAACCAGACCUCACAGUGAUAACUGUGAUGCUGGAAGUUGCUGGUUUGGCACAGUGGAGCAGCACGGACAGGGCUGUGCCCAGGACUCGUAGUGUGGCCCUACAAAAUGAGGGGUGACAGUGUCAGCGCAUCCCACUCAACACAGCCUCAAGAUCCAUACCAGGUAUGGGCAAGGCUGUGUGUCAGGCUCAGCACAGCCCUGGAAGGUCUUACUGGGAAGCAGAAAGUGGUGAAGCAGAUGGCGAUAGAGCAAAGGGAUAGCAGCUCUUUGGGCCAGACCCUGGCUGUGUACUGGGGAUACUGGCCCCUCUUGAUGGCAGCAGGAUGCUCAGGGGACGUUGUUCUGUGGGACUACACCAGCUCAAGAGCGUCUGAGGCCAGGCUUCCCCCAAUGCCCAGGGGUCCUGCGUGGGCCAACGAGCAGCAAGGGCUGGGCAUGGUGGGGUCUGCCUGCCCCAACACAGGCAACAGCAUAGGGAAGGUGAGGGCGAAGUGUUUAUGGGUCGGAUUAGGCCACUCCAACGCUGGCUCGCAUCUUAGCCGCGUUUUAUGACGCUCCUAAUGAGGGUCACAGCCACUUUAUGGCACCGACAGCGAUAACGCUACAACUAAUUAUGGCACAAUUAGCGUGUGGGCUGCUGGGCAUCCAGCAACGCUCAGCGCCCAGCCCGGGCCACGACACCUGCUUGGGGCUGGAGUGCUCCCACUCCCAGCAACUGCGGGGAAACGGAGGUGGCCUUGCCCCCUGUCCCAUCUGCUGCUCCCCACGCGUGCGGUCUGUCGAGGGGACGGCACAGGGGAGCAGCCCCGGGUGUUUUGCAGCCCCUGUGUUCCCCACCCGCGAGGGGAGGCUGCACCCGCGGGGCUGAGACGGAGGGGCCCGGGGGCCGCCUCUCGCUGCUGGGGGGAGGGUCGGUGCUACCCCCCCCCCCCCCCACUUCUCCCGCCCAGCUCGGCGGCGGGUCGGUUUGCAGAGGUGCCGGCGGAGCGGGGCCGGUCCCCGUCCCCCCCUCCCGCCUCCCAGCGCUCCGGGCGGGGCCGCUGUAACCCGAGCGCGUCGCUACAAAGUGCCCGCGCCCCCGCGGCGGCGGCAGAGCGGGGCCGGAGCCAGCCUGGAGCGAGCCCCAGCCCUGCUCGCAGCCCGAGCCGUCCCGAGCCCGGAGCCGUCCCGAGCCCGGAGCCGGAGCCGUCCCCGGCCCUGCCGCCAUGGGGCCACGGUGUGGGGCGCGGCGGCGCUGAGCCCGCUGCCCCCGGACUUUGCCCCGGCCCGCGCAGCGCAGGCGGCUCCGCCGCGGGAGCCCGUCACCGCCGGGUGGGACCCCCCGCGCCGGGGGGGCCUGGAAGAUGCGGCCCCUCUUGCAAGUCGUGGCGGGGCUGCUGCUGGCGGCGGCUGCACGGGGCAGGGCGAUGGAGCCAGAGCUAUUUGAGAGCCCCUUGCUGGAGUCAGAAGAAGAACAUCUCCUGCUGGACCCAGGCAACACAUUGAAGCUGUACUGUGAUGCCAACCAGAGUGGUGCCAGUGUGGUCUGGUACAAGGAGUCCCGGCCACUCGUCUCGGGGGCUCGCAUCCGUCUCUGGCAGAGCCUGCUGGAGAUCUCAGAGGUUGCCUAUGAGGACUCAGGGCUCUACGUGUGCCGGGCACGGGGGACUGGGGAGGUUCUGCGCAACUUCACCAUCUCUGUCUUGGGUAGGAGCCCCAGCAGCACCACGCAGCUGCCCCCAGGGCAGCAAGGCAGCCACUGCCCGCCCAGCCCUGCAGGCAGGGCUGUCCGUCUCAACCCAUUUCCCUUUGCAGACUCCCUGGCAUCAGGUGAUGAUGAUGAAGAUAGUGAUGGGGACAGUCCCCACGGAGAGCAAAAUGAGGAAUCAGUCUAUGUGCACAGAGCUCCUUACUGGACUCACCCACACCGGAUGGACAAGAAGCUGUAUGCAGUCCCUGCGGGGAACACGGUGAAGUUCCGCUGCCCGGCCUCAGGCAGCCCCAGCCCCAGCAUCCGCUGGUUCAAGAAUGGGCGCGAGUUCCGAGGGGAGCACCGCAUCGGGGGCAUCCGGCUCCGGCACCAGCACUGGAGCCUGGUGAUGGAGAGCGUGGUGCCCUCUGACCGCGGCAACUACACUUGCCUGGUGGAAAACAGGUUUGGCAGCAUCCACUACAGCUACCUCCUGGAUGUGCUGGAGAGGUCCCCGCACAGGCCCAUCUUGCAGGCUGGGCUGCCCGCCAACACCACAGCCCUGGUGGGCAGCGAUGUGGAGUUCUUCUGCAAGGUCUACAGUGAUGCCCAGCCCCACAUCCAGUGGCUGAAGCACAUUGAAGUGAAUGGCAGCAACUACGGUCCCGAUGGGGUCCCCUAUGUGCAAGUGCUCAAGACUGCAGAUAUCAACAGCUCCGAGGUGGAGGUGCUGUACCUGCGCAAUGUGUCCGUGGAGGAUGCUGGCGAGUACACCUGCCUGGCAGGGAACUCUAUUGGCCUCUCCUACCAGUCUGCCUGGCUCACCGUCCUGCCAGAAGAGGAGCUGGUGCGGGAAGCUGAGGCCCCUGAGACCAAGUACACAGACAUCAUCAUCUACACCUCGGGCUCACUGGCCGUGGCCAUGGCCAUUAUUGUCGUGGUGCUGUGCCGGAUGCAGACUCAGUCGAGCAAGCAGCACCUGGAGCCUAUGGCAGUCCACAAACUCUCCAAAUUCCCACUCAUCCGACAGUUCUCCCUGGAUUCCAGCUCCUCUGGGAAGUCCAGCACAUCCCUGAUGCGUGUCACCCGUCUCUCCUCCAGCUGUGCCCCGAUGCUGGCUGGUGUCAUGGAGCUGGACCUGCCCCUUGACGCCAAGUGGGAGUUCCCCCGAGACAAGCUAGUGCUGGGGAAGCCCCUGGGGGAAGGCUGCUUUGGCCAGGUGGUGCGGGCAGAGGCUUACGGCAUCGACAGAGACCGGCCAGACAGAGCUGUCACCGUGGCUGUCAAAAUGCUGAAAGACAACGCCACCGACAAGGACCUGGCUGACCUCAUAUCUGAGAUGGAGAUGAUGAAGCUCAUGGACAAACACAAGAACAUCAUCAAUCUUCUGGGAGUCUGCACACAGGAUGGGCCGCUGUAUGUGAUUGUGGAGUUCGCUGCAAAGGGCAACCUGCGCGAGUACCUCCGUGCCCGCCGCCCCCCGACACCUGACUAUGCUUUUGAUGUCAUGGCAAUGCCUGAGGAGCAGCUCUCUUUCAAGGAUCUGGUCUCCUGUGUCUACCAGGUGGCCCGUGGCAUGGAGUACCUGGAGUCCAAACGGUGCAUCCACCGUGACCUGGCUGCCCGCAACGUGCUGGUGACAGCAGAGAGCGUGAUGAAGAUCGCUGACUUUGGCUUGGCCAGGGACGUUCACGACAUCGACUACUACAAGAAAACCAGCAACGGUCGCCUGCCAGUGAAGUGGAUGGCACCCGAGGCCCUGUUUGACCGUGUCUACACCCACCAGAGCGACGUGUGGUCCUUUGGGAUCCUGAUGUGGGAGAUCUUCACACUGGGGGGCUCCCCAUACCCUGGCAUCCCUGUGGAGGAGCUGUUCAAGCUGCUGAAGGAGGGGCACCGCAUGGACCGGCCAUCCAACUGCACCCACGAGCUGUACAUGCUGAUGCGGGAGUGCUGGCACGCCGUGCCCUCACAGCGCCCCACCUUCAAGCAGCUCGUGGAGGGGCUGGACAAGAUCCUGGCGGCCGUUUCGGAGGAGUACCUGGACCUCUCCAUGCCCUUCGAGCAGUACUCGCCCUCCUGCGAGGACACCGCCAGCUCCUGCUCCUCUGACGACUCCGUCUUCACCCACGACCCGCUGCCACUGGCUCCCCACCUCUUCUCCUAUCCCAGCGUGAGGACUUAAGGGAGGGCAGGGAAGGGUGAUGCCGAGGCCACCUCUGCCCUUGUGGGGAGGGGGUCCAGGUUCCUGCAAGGUCCCUGCUUUGUCCGGGCUGAGCAGUGGGUGGGCAGAGCCCUGAGCCACAGCACCGGGGCAGGGUGUCCCUCUCUCCAGGCUCCUUCUGGGCACUGAGCCAUCAGCCCUGGCUGCGAUCUGCCUGGUAUUGUGGGGCAGCAGGAGCUAGAGCCUCUCCAGGCAGGCACUGCCUGGCAUGCCCAUGGCAUUGCCCAGGGAGAUGGGCUUUGGCCAGUGCUUCAGUGGAAGUGUCUCUGGGCAGGAGCCCCGCUGCUGCCAGGCUCCUGCUGCAUCUGUACAUAGCCACAGAGAUGAAUAUUUAUGUACGUGAAAUAUCAACCUGAUAAAUUAUUUUUUUGGAAUACA